UCCUUUUGGUCAUUUUGUUUUCGUAGUUUCUCUUAUAAAUUGUGGCGUUCUUUGUUUCCUUUGCACUUCAAUUUUGCCUUACUGUUCUUCUCUCUCUCUCCAUUUCAUUUGUUUUCGUAUGGCUUUAGUUUAUUUCAGUUUAUAUUGAUCAAUCUUGCUCCUGGUCAGCUCUGUUACACUAUCAAUUGCUUAUAAUCAUCCAAGAAAGGAAGUUGAUUCUCAGUUCUAAACGGGGCUUGCUUAAAACGAGAUUUACAGGAGCGGCUGAACAGGAGCUGCCAUGAGUACCCACAUGCAAAGCUGGGAACUCGACAAAACAAAGGGAAGAUUUACUGCGUUGUUUAUAACCUGGUUACUUGGGAAUGGAUCUCUUUUGGCGUGGCAAAGCAUGUUGACCAUUGGGGAUUACUAUGCUUUUCUCUUUCCGAGAUAUCAUCCAACGAGAAUACUCACACUUGUCUACCAACCUUUUGCUCUGGGAACGAUAGCCAUAUUAGCGUAUCAUGAAGCAAGACUUAAUACUAGACGUCGCAACCUGUUAGGCUACUCGCUCUUCUUCUCAAGUUCACUUGGCCUUCUUGUGUUAGAUUUAGCAACAUCCGGUAAAGGUGGGUUGGGGAUCUUCAUUGGUAUUUGUAUAGCGAGUGCAGCAUUUGGUGUCGCCGACGGUUUCGUUCAAGGAGGAAUGGUUGGUGAUUUAUCUUUGAUGUGCCCAGAGUUUAUUCAAUCUUUCAUGGCUGGGCUCGGAGCUUCUGGGACUCUGACUUCUGCUUUGAGAUUAACUACGAAAGCAGCAUUUGAGAGUUCAGAUGAUGGCCUUCGCAAGGGAGCAAUGUUGUUUCUUGCCAUCUCAACUUCUUUUGAGCUGCUUUGCGUCUUUCUCUAUGCAUUUAUGUUUCCUAAAUUACCAAUCGUCAAAUACUACCGAUCAAAAGCUGCUUCUGAAGGAUCCAUGACAGUCACUGCUGACCUUGCUGCUGCUGGCAUUCAAUCAUCAGUAAAGAAUGCAGCUGCAAUGGAGGAUCCGAAGCAAUUCGAGCGCUUAAGUAACAAAGAACUGCUAGUUCAAAAUAUCGAUUAUGCGCUCGACCUCUUCCUGAUAUAUGUCUUGACACUGUCAAUUUUCCCUGGUUUCUUAGCCGAAGAUACAGGUUCUCACAGCUUGGGUUCAUGGUAUAUACUCGUUUUGAUUGCCAUGUACAAUGUCUGGGACCUUGUGGGUAGAUAUGUACCUCUUUUGAAACCGAUCAAGUUGGUAUCAAGGAAAGGUCUCAUAUUUGCUAGUCUCUCGCGUUUCCUAUUCAUCCCAGCAUUCUAUUUCACAGCCAAAUGCGGAGAUCAAGGGUGGAUGAUAAUGUUGACGUCCGUCUUGGGACUGAGCAAUGGCUAUCUCACUGUUUGCGUUCUUACAGAAGCACCAAAAGGAUACAAGGGUCCGGAACAAAAUGCAUUGGGGAAUUUGUUGGUUGUUUUUCUAAUUGCAGGUCUUUUCUCAGGCGUCGUACUCGAUUGGUUGUGGCUAAUUGGUAAAGGUUGGUAACAAAUUCUGUACUGGAGUAACAACAUUAUCCUACCCGCCUGCACAGAGGCCAAUCUAGGUAGAGGAUCUGAAAAGCAGAAAGAAAAGAAAAUUACUAGUAUACGAGAAACGAGCCACGUAUUUUUUUUAAUAUAUAUUUAUAUAGUUCAUGUGUCACUUUGGACAAUGUAUGUUAUAGAUAUCAUGUGGAUGUUUAAACAUUUGAAUUGCGAUAACUUGAGUCUUGGUCAUA
This is a messenger RNA of Zingiber officinale, 1772 nucleotides long. RefSeq names its product equilibrative nucleotide transporter 3-like. The record is from RefSeq and is a predicted model, not a curated record. The transcript is spliced from 10 exons. Gene Ontology annotation, biological process: nucleoside transmembrane transport. Bases 281 to 1540 code for a protein of 419 amino acids. Gene Ontology annotation, molecular function: nucleoside transmembrane transporter activity. Gene Ontology annotation, cellular component: plasma membrane. Lineage: Eukaryota; Viridiplantae; Streptophyta; Magnoliopsida; Zingiberales; Zingiberaceae.